CACACAAAAAAAUAUUACGGUAAUGACAAAAGUAACUUACUUUUGAAUUAAAAAGUUGUUAAAAUUUGCUACAUUAAAAGUUUUUUUCUUGUUUUGAAAAUGAAAACUUUUACUGCUACAGUUUUUGAAAAUCUCAUUGCUCACUGAUUUGAAAGUUUUUACUUUUAAUUCGACUGUAAAAUUUCUUUCAUUUUGACGUUCUCGUGUAACCGUGUACGCCUAAGUCGCAAAUGUAAACAAACACUUUGGUGGGUCUGGUGGUGCUGGUGAUUCUAGGACGCAAAGCAAAGCCGACCGCGGCAGCAGCUAGGAAUCGGACGCGGAAACCUUCGUGAGUCAAACAGCAGCAGCGGAAUGCCUUCGAAGGAGGGUGGUUCAGGAGCGGGACAAGGUCGAGUGCUCGAAAAGGACAAGGCGAGCUUCCUGCAGGAACUGCUGCUGUUCCACGACCGGAAUGGGUAAGAAGGAAGCUUGGGUGUUUUUGUGGGGUUUGUGAUUGAUUUUGUUUGUUUUUUUUUUUGUAGUAUGGGAGGUUGGAAUGUGGAUUCGCACUGGUUGUAUUGUGUGGUGGUGGCCCGGGAUUGGUGGUUGAAGGUCAAUUCGCAUGAGGACUGGGGCGAGAUCAUCGAGGAGAUGGCGCUGCCGAAGUGUUGCGUGCACAACGAGAUUGCGUUGAAGAAGAUUAACUUCCGGUUUUUGGACAAGUACGCAAAAGUUUAUUUUCACGAUGGGCCUCCGACGAAGAGGAGGACGACGAAAAGCUACAUAAUCGGAGGUGGUCAGCGCAGAUGUUGCACUCGGUGCCGGCGGUUUACAGCACCGCAACUUCCCGCCCACAAACACUCACGUCGCGACGGCGCAGCUUCAGCCGAAUGAAUCUGGACAGUGAGCCAAAAAAAAAUCUGUGUCAUUCUCGAUGUAGGAUUACGUGCUCAAAAUCGAACUCCGUUACGAGGGC
Messenger RNA from Culex pipiens pallens (northern house mosquito), 958 nucleotides. RefSeq names its product AT-rich interactive domain-containing protein 2-like. NCBI's taxonomy places the organism in Eukaryota, Metazoa, Arthropoda, Insecta, Diptera, Culicidae. The record is from RefSeq and is a predicted model, not a curated record. The transcript is spliced from 2 exons. Gene Ontology annotation, molecular function: DNA binding. Bases 526 to 876 code for a protein of 116 amino acids. Gene Ontology annotation, cellular component: SWI/SNF superfamily-type complex.